This is a messenger RNA of Dermatophagoides pteronyssinus (European house dust mite), 1398 nucleotides long. It is a transcript of the gene RpL4, whose product is annotated as ribosomal protein L4. Gene Ontology annotation, cellular component: ribosome. Gene Ontology annotation, molecular function: structural constituent of ribosome. Lineage: Eukaryota; Metazoa; Arthropoda; Arachnida; Sarcoptiformes; Pyroglyphidae. The record is from RefSeq and is a predicted model, not a curated record. Gene Ontology annotation, biological process: translation.
CGUGUGCGCAUCAUGCUUUCAGUCGUGUUGCUGUCAGCUUUAAGCUUAACUUCCCGCAACGCUGUUCUUCCUCUUUUCCUUUUCGCACAACACUCACGUGUAGCCUUUUGGUUGAUUUUUUCAUUUCUCGUUGUUUUCCUCUGGUUUAUCAAUUGAAAUGGCUACAGCAGCCUAUCGUCCAUUAAUUUCUGUUUACAACGAAAAAAACGAAGGCACUGGCACAACAAUCAAAUUGCCAGCCGUCUUUCGUGCACCGAUCCGUACGGACAUUGUCAAUUAUGUUCAUACAAACAUCCGCAAGAAUCGUCGCCAACCUCAUGCUGUUUCUAGAGAUGCAGGUCAUCAAACCAGUGCUGAAUCUUGGGGUACUGGUCGAGCUGUAGCUCGUAUUCCUCGUGUUCGUGGUGGUGGAACCCAUCGAUCUGGUCAAGCUGCAUUCGGAAACAUGUGUCGUGGUGGUCGAAUGUUUGGUCCUAUUCGUGUCUGGCGACGUUGGUAUCGAAAAGUUAAUCGCAAUCAACGUAGAUAUGCUGUCGUUUCAGCUAUUGCGGCAUCAGGUGUUCCAUCCAUCGUCAUGAGCAAAGGUCAUGUUGUUAAUGAGGUGCCGGAAUUUCCAUUGGUCGUUUCGGAUAAAGUCCAAGAAUUGAACAAAACCAAACAAGCUGUUGAAUUUCUCAAAAAAGUCAAUGCCUGGAGUGACAUUGAACGUGUUCAUCGAUCAAAACAUUUCCGCGCUGGUAAAGGUAAAAUGCGUAACCGUCGCCGCGUUCAACGACUUGGCCCGGUCAUUGUUUAUGGAACUGAUAGCGGAUUGACACGAGCUUUCCGUAAUAUUCCUGGUGUGGAAUUGAUGAAUGUCGAAAAACUUAAUCUUUUACGACUGGCACCUGGUGGACACGUUGGUCGCUUUAUCAUUUGGACUGAAAGCGCCUUCCGCAAAUUAGACGAAAUUUAUGGAACGUGGAAAGCCGAAUCAAAACAAAAACGUGAUUACACGUUACCACAGCCAAAAAUGGCCAAUACUGAUUUGUCUCGUUUAUUGAAAUGCGAUGAAAUUCAAAGCGUUCUUCGACCACGAAUCACGCAAGUUGUUCGACGUUCUGUGAAGAGGAAUCCGCUACGAAACCCGUUGGUCAUGCGACGAUUGAAUCCAUAUUCAUGGAUUUUGAAAACACAAGCUCGAGCAAAUAAUCUACGACGACGACGUGCAAGAGAAAUUCUUCGCCGUCGCAAAGCUGGCGAAAAAGUCGACCCAAAAGCUCUGGACAAAGCUACCCAAUUGUUGGGCAUUAAACUCCGUAAAUACAAGGAGUACAAAUUGGAAAGAUCGAAAAAAGCUGCUGCCGAAAAAGGACAAAAGAAAUAAAAAUUGAAUGAAUUUUUUUUGUAUUGAUAAUU